AUGAUAUCAAAAUUUUUAGAAUAAUUUAUUGCUAAUCCAAAAGUUAGAAUAGAUACUCUUCUUCCAAAUUAUUUGAUAUAUAGCAAAAUGAAUCCUAACGAUGCAGAAGUUACUAAUGAAUUUAAUAAUAUUUUGGCAAUCAUUAAAGAGAAGUUUUAAUUGUCAAUAAAACUAUAUAUUUUAUCUGUUAAAAGAGAUAUGGUACCUAAGAAAUUAUUUAUAACACAUUAAGUAGAGGAAAAUUUAAAAAAUACAGAACUUAAUUCAACUUUAAAAUCUCAAUUACUUUUAGAUCUUUAAGUUUUUUUAUAUGCUCUAACAUAAAUUUAAGAUAUAUAUACCAUGUUUUUCAAAUAAGAUUUCUUUACCUAUGUUGAAAUGUAAUGAAUAUUAUGAUAGAAAAUAGGUAGGAUAUUCUUGAUGACAAUAUUAAUUUGAAUUGGUUCAACAGUAUAAUAGAAAAAAAAAUAGUAACAUUUUUAAUCAAUAUGCUGGGUACUGCUAAAGGAUUACUAUAUUAAAUGAUUAUUGAACAAUUGAAUUAUAAAGAUCUCAUUCUUCUAUUAAAUAAAGUGGUUGUAUAAAUUUUCAAUGACUGUUCUAACUCAUUAAAAACAAUAACUAAUGAAUUUAUAAAUAUUACAAAUAAAUGUAAUUUAUGCAAUAAAUAUCUUUUAAUGGGUUUGUUUUAGGAAUUGUCCGUUAGGGCAUAUGAUUUAGUUGAAAAUUACCAAGAUUUUACAAUUUUUCAUUUAUCAAGUUAGGAUGCUAAAGAAGAAUUUGCUCGACUAGUUAUCAAUUAUUUUGAUUUGAUGAAUUUAUAUAUAAAUAGGCAUGAUGAAGAUAGUAAAUAAAUAAUUAAUUAAUAGUAUUUACUCCUUUUUAAAAUACUGUAUUGAAAUACGUUAAAGAAAAUAAUGAUGAAUUAGAAGCUAUUGAAUAAGCAAUUACAAAAAUAACAAAUAAAAAUAAAAAAGUAGUAACACAUAAAAUUGUUUCUAAAAGAAAUUAAAGAUUUGGAAUACUUUUAGACAUAGAAAGUGAAGAUGAAUCUAAAUAAAGAUUUAUUAUACAUAAGCCAAUAGAUAAAAUUGUAAUUACAAAUGCAAAGCUUGUUUAAAACAGAUGGAUGUUUGUUGAAGCCUUAGAAGGACUAACUCCAGAAUAAUUACUAAAAAAGAAAGAAGAAUCUAAAACUGAAUAUAGUUCAAUUUAAUAAGCAUUUGAUUCUUUGAAUUUUUAAUAAAGUGUUAAUAAAAUUCAUGAAGAUUUUGAUAUUAGUGAAGAAAGAAUGUAAUUUAUUACAUUUAAUGAAUCUACAGCUGAAAUUUAGAGUGCUUUUUCUGAAACAAUAAAAAUAAAUGGUUUAUAAGGAGAAACAUUUAAUACUCAUUUUUCUAGUGCAGCUGGUGAUAUUGGAGCAUCUUUAGGGAAUUGUUUAGCCAAUAUUAAUAAAUACAACUCUAGAAAAGAAUUUUUGGUUGAUUUUGGUUAAACUGCUGUUGUAAGUGGUUCUCUAACAUAUAUAGCAACUUAAAUGCCAGUUAUUGGUUAAUUAUUUGCAUUAGGAGCAUUUGGAUAUUUUACAGCAAAAAUAUAUUCAAAUGAAUCUUCUUCAUAAAAAAGUAAAAAUACUUAAUUAAAUAAAUUACUAAUUUCUACAACUGCAAAUGUUGGUUCUGGAUUAAGCGGAGCUUUAAUAGGAUAAGCUUUGAUUCCAGUUCCAAUAUUUGGUGCUUUAAUAGGUGGUUUUAUUGGAGGACUCUUAGGAGGAGCUUCUUCAUCAAUGAUCUUAGAAUAUAUGAGUGAAUAAAGAUUUUAAAACUUAUUUGAAUUAGUUUAAUUUAAAGAAGAAAAUGGACAUUGGGAAUAUUCAGAUGAAUAUUUAAACCAAUUAGGCUUAAGCAAAUAAAUAUUUUUAGAAUAAUUACCUAAUAAUUUAAGAUAUCAUGAAAAUAAAGAAAAUACAUGGAUUACUAUUGUAAUUUAAUUAUAUUUAUAUUUUUAGAUAUCUUAUACAUAUUGUACCGUCUAUCAAGCUUAAUUAGAUUACUAAAAAAAUAAAAAAUAAUAACUUGAAAAUGAAUCUAACAAGAACAAUUCUUUUCAAGAAAACUCGUCACAUUCAAGUAGUACUAAUUUAGAAUCAAAUAAGUAGAAUGAAUAAGAUUAGAUUGAAUUCCCAGAAUUUAUUGAAUAAGCAAGUAAGUGGAUCAUUUAAAACAAAUGUCUCAUGGGAUUAUCAUUGCCAAAUACAGAAAUUAUAAUUAAAUGUAUAUUUCAAAAUUUAUGA
Molecule: messenger RNA, 2293 nt
Organism: Paramecium sonneborni
Lineage: Eukaryota; Ciliophora; Oligohymenophorea; Peniculida; Parameciidae
Source: the annotation of a GenBank genome assembly